UGAAAACGAAAAAAGUAUAUAAAUUGUCGAAUUUAAAGCAAAUUAUAUAAAAUAUUGUAUCAAUAGAAAAUAAACAAUAUUAAUUUAGUACAAUGUACACCCAGAUGAUUUUGGUAGCUGCACUAAUUCAUGCAGCCAUCUGUUUUAAUGUUGAUGGACUGCCCACGUUCAAUGGCCACAAAUUGACCCCGACACUAAAUGCUCACAUAACGGAAGCGGGUGGAAAUAUAUUGCGAUCAAAAGAGAAAUGCCUGAACAUUGAGGAAAAGGACUUUGGCCGCCAGUCUGAGAACAACUGUUACGGUAAUAUAGCUGUCAAAAUUAGGGUUACUUUGGUCCCGGACUAUUUGGUUGUAGUGUUUGAGAAGGCCUACGGUCCCCUAUAUUUCGGAGUUUUCAAAAAUAUUUAA
Messenger RNA from Oppiella nova, 410 nucleotides. The record is from the annotation of a GenBank genome assembly. NCBI's taxonomy places the organism in Eukaryota, Metazoa, Arthropoda, Arachnida, Sarcoptiformes, Oppiidae.